This is a messenger RNA of Phyllostomus hastatus (greater spear-nosed bat), 2096 nucleotides long. It is a transcript of the gene NR2F1, whose product is annotated as nuclear receptor subfamily 2 group F member 1. The record is from RefSeq and is a predicted model, not a curated record. NCBI's taxonomy places the organism in Eukaryota, Metazoa, Chordata, Mammalia, Chiroptera, Phyllostomidae. Gene Ontology annotation, biological process: anatomical structure development; negative regulation of transcription by RNA polymerase II; cell differentiation. The transcript has 3 exons. Gene Ontology annotation, molecular function: RNA polymerase II cis-regulatory region sequence-specific DNA binding; nuclear receptor activity; zinc ion binding. The coding region runs from base 62 to 1330 and encodes 422 amino acids.
CGCGCCCCGCGGCCCUCGGCGAGCAGCUCGGCUCCCCCCAGCGCUCCCCGGGCCCAAAGAUAUGGCAAUGGUAGUUAGCAGCUGGCGAGAUCCGCAGGACGACGUGGCCGGGGGCAACCCCGGCGGCCCCAACCCCGCAGCGCAGGCGGCCCGCGGCGGCGGCGGCGCGGGCGAACAGCAGCAGCAGGCAGGCUCGGGCGCACCGCACACUCCGCAGACCCCGGGCCAGCCCGGCGCACCCGCCACCCCCGGCACGGCAGGGGACAAGGGCCAGGGCCCGCCUGGCUCGGGCCAGAGCCAGCAGCACAUCGAGUGCGUGGUGUGCGGGGACAAGUCAAGCGGCAAGCACUACGGCCAAUUCACCUGCGAGGGCUGCAAAAGUUUCUUCAAGAGGAGCGUCCGCAGGAACUUAACUUACACAUGCCGUGCCAACAGGAACUGUCCCAUCGACCAGCACCACCGCAACCAGUGCCAAUACUGCCGCCUCAAGAAGUGCCUCAAAGUGGGCAUGAGGCGGGAAGCGGUUCAGCGAGGAAGAAUGCCUCCAACCCAACCCAAUCCAGGCCAGUACGCACUCACCAACGGGGACCCCCUCAACGGCCACUGUUACCUAUCUGGCUACAUCUCUCUGCUGCUGCGCGCGGAGCCCUACCCAACGUCGCGCUACGGCAGCCAAUGCAUGCAGCCCAACAACAUCAUGGGCAUCGAGAACAUCUGCGAGCUGGCCGCGCGCCUGCUCUUCAGCGCCGUCGAGUGGGCUCGCAACAUCCCAUUCUUCCCGGAUCUGCAGAUCACCGACCAGGUGUCCCUUCUGCGCCUCACCUGGAGCGAGCUGUUCGUUCUCAACGCGGCCCAGUGCUCCAUGCCGCUGCACGUGGCGCCGCUGCUGGCCGCCGCCGGCCUGCACGCCUCGCCCAUGUCCGCCGACCGCGUCGUGGCCUUCAUGGACCACAUCCGCAUCUUCCAGGAACAGGUGGAGAAGCUCAAGGCGCUGCACGUCGACUCGGCCGAGUACAGCUGCCUCAAAGCCAUCGUGCUGUUCACGUCAGAUGCCUGUGGCCUGUCAGAUGCUGCCCACAUCGAGAGCCUGCAGGAGAAGUCGCAGUGUGCGCUGGAAGAGUACGUGAGGAGCCAGUACCCUAAUCAGCCCAGCCGCUUCGGCAAACUGCUACUGAGGCUGCCCUCGCUGCGCACCGUGUCCUCCUCAGUCAUUGAGCAGCUGUUCUUCGUUCGUUUGGUAGGUAAAACCCCCAUCGAAACUCUCAUCCGUGAUAUGUUACUGUCUGGGAGCAGCUUCAACUGGCCUUACAUGUCCAUCCAGUGUUCCUAGACCUUGGGCACUUCCCACCUGCCCCCACCUCCCUAGAGACUCAGAGGACCAGCAGGGGCCAUGGACUCCAAAGCCUGGGGGACACGGGGCGGCUGAUGCAGGGUGCAGUGUACUGGGCAGGCUGGGCAGGGGGGAGGAGGGCCGGGAAGGCAAGAGCAGCCCACCCUGCAGAAAUGCAACCUGAGCUGCAAUCCAAGAGAAAAAGAGACUCUUUUAGGAUCAGAUCUGUGAACACAUUGGAAAGGAAAGAAAAAGGACCUUGUGUCUGGUGAGAAAAAGAAAACAAUCUUUGGAAGAGAGGACCAUGAGAAUUUUAAUGAAACAAGAGGAAACUAAUGGAUCUUCCAGGAUUUAUUGUGGACGGAUGUGGAUAUAUUCUGUACAGAAAACAACACACAUGGAAGUGGACUGAAUCCUAUGUAGAAACACAUGCACCCCCAAACAUUGUUAUUCAUUUUGUAAGAUACUAGUCUUUAUUUUCAUUUUUUUGUAAAAUUUAAACAUCGUAUGCACAUAAAAAAAGGAAACAAGAAUUAGGGGAAAAUAACAUUUUCCAAAUAAUUAUAAAAAUUGUCCUGUGUCUAUGUAUCUAUAUCUGUUUUGUAUUUUUUUCUGGUUCCAAACCAGAUUUCCUGUGAUUCUAUACUAAUAAUUUUUGAUAUAACCCUUUGCUUCUUAUAAUGAGUGCGAUAUAUGUUGUCGAGGCUGUUCUUCAAGAAUUAAAAUUGAAGUGAAAAUUUAAACAAAAUAAAAGAAUUUAGCAAAA